AUGUCACUGUGGCCGUUUCGUACGGGCAAUGACGAACGGUUUCAAGUCACAAGCACAGAAGAAACAAUAUACGACGCCAUAAAGAAUGAAAUGCCAGCGUACCCGUACGGAACAGAGGUGGACCGGUAUCUGGAGUGGCGGUGGCGGCGUGGGUUAGUGCAAAGCAUCUUUCCUGCCACAUGCUAUGGAGCAUUUGUAGGCUUUGCGGUUGGAUAUCGUCAAGCGCGCGUGGAGGGUCGCUACAUUGGUCGCUACAAAGUCGUGUGGCGCUACAGCUCAACGUUUGCAGCUGUUGGCCUCUUAACAACCGCAUUCCAUCAUGUGCUUGUGGUGCGCAAUAACUACCACGACCGUUUCUACUACCCCAUGAUGGCUGGUGCCUCCGGGGCUGUUGUACUCACAGUAGCCUCACAAAUGGGGACGCUCGGUCAAGGCAUGCUAGCCGGCUCUUUAGUUGGUGUACUCUACACCUUAAGUUGCUACGGCAUGACAUAUUACCACAGGCGGCGUCUCAAAAUGUUCCUUCGUCAGCAGCAGACACAACAAGUUCCCGUGCAUAAGGUGUCUCCUGAGCUUCAACGCAUGUAUAGGGCCUACCUUUAUGAUAACAGACCGUUGGAGGAGAAAGACGUGAUGGUGCGGCGGGCAGUUGUGCUCUCCAUGAGUGAAGAUGACACCUGUUUGGAUGCAAAGCGGGUUUUGCAAAACAUGACGCCGGAGAUAUACGACUGGGUGAAUUUUCCUGACUGGUGGCCACUGAAGUUCCCUCAACAGACGGAAGAGGAACGAAUGAUUUAUGAACGGCAGCGCGACGAGGAAGUGGAGCGGCGAAAACGCGCUUUCCUUGAGACUGAUGAUGGGGCCCUCAUUAAGCGCGUCAAUCGGGCAAAAAAAUACAGAGAUUUAUAG
Molecule: messenger RNA, 909 nt
Organism: Trypanosoma brucei brucei TREU927
Lineage: Eukaryota; Euglenozoa; Kinetoplastea; Trypanosomatida; Trypanosomatidae
Exons: 1
Coding region: 1-909 (302 amino acids)
Source: RefSeq, a predicted model, not a curated record